This is a messenger RNA of Knipowitschia caucasica, 2223 nucleotides long. The record is from the annotation of a GenBank genome assembly. NCBI's taxonomy places the organism in Eukaryota, Metazoa, Chordata, Actinopteri, Gobiiformes, Gobiidae.
AUGCACAAAGGCAAAGACCAUGUGCCUUUCCCAGACCAUGUGCCUUUCCCAGACCAUGUGCCUUUCCCAGACCAUGUGCCUUUCCCAGACCAUGUGCCUCUCCCAGACCAUGUGCCUCUCCCAGACCAUGUGCCUCUCCCAGACCAUGUGCCUUUCCCAGACCAUGUGCCUUUCCCAGACCAUGUGCCUUUCCCAGACCAUGUGCCUUUCCCAGACCAUGUGCCUUUCCCAGACCAUGUGCCUUUCCCAGACCAUGUGCCUUUCCCAGACCAUGUGCCUUUCCCAGACCAUGUGCCUUUCCCAGACCAUGUGCCUUUCCCAGACCAUGUGCCUUUCCCAGACCAUGUGCCUUUCCCGGACCAUGUGCCUUUCCCGGACCAUGUGCCUUUCCGGGACCAUGUGCCUUUCCCGGACCAUGUGCCUUUCCCGGACCAUGUGCCUUUCCGGGACCAUGUGCCUUUCCCAGACCAUGUGCCUCUCCCAGACCAUGUGCCUCUCCCAGACCAUGUGCCUUUCCCAGACCAUGUGACUCUCCCGGACCAUGUGCCUUUCCCAGACCAUGUGCCUCUCCCAGACCAUGUGCCUCUUCCAGACCAUGUGCCUUUCCCAGACCAUGUGACUCUCCCGGACCAUGUGCCUUUCCCGGACCAUGUGCCUCUCCCAGACCAUGUGCCUUUCCCAGACCAUGUGCCUUUCCCAGACCAUGUGCCUCUCCCAGACCAUGUGCCAUUCCCAGACCAUGUGCCUCUCCCAGACCAUGUGCCAUUCCCAGACCAUGUGCCUCUCCCAGACCAUGUGCCUCUCCCAGACCAUGUGCCUCUCCCAGACCAUGUGCCUCUCCCAGACCAUGUGCCUUUCCCGGACCAUGUGCCUUUCCCGGACCAUGUGCCUUUCCCGGACCAUGUGCCUUUCCCGGACCAUGUGCCUUUCCCGGACCAUGUGCCUUUCCCAGACCAUGUGCCUCUCCCAGACCAUGUGCCUCUCCCAGACCAUGUGCCUCUCCCAGACCAUGUGCCUCUCCCAGACCAUGUGCCUUUCCCAGACCAUGUGCCUCUCCCAGACCAUGUGCCUCUCCCAGACCAUGUGCCUCUCCCAGACCAUGUGCCUCUCCCAGACCAUGUGCCUCUCCCAGACCAUGUGCCUUUCCCAGACCAUGUGCCUCUCCCAGACCAUGUGCCUUUCCCAGACCAUGUGCCUUUCCCAGACCAUGUGCCUUUCCCAGACCAUGUGCCUUUCCCAGACCAUGUGCCUUUCCCAGACCAUGUGCCUUUCCCAGACCAUGUGCCUUUCCCAGACCAUGUGCCUCUCCCAGACCAUGUGACUCUCCCGGACCAUGUGCCUUUCCCAGACCAUGUGCCUUUCCCAGACCAUGUGCCUCUCCCAGACCAUGUGCCUUUCCCGGACCAUGUGCCUCUCCCAGACCAUGUGACUCUCCCAGACCAUGUGCCUCUCCCAGACCAUGUGCCUUCCCAGACCAUGUGCCUUUCCCAGACCAUGUGCCUUUCCCAGACCAUGUGCCUUUCCCAGACCAUGUGCCUCUCCCAGACCAUGUGCCUCUCCCAGACCAUGUGCCUCUCCCAGACCAUGUGCCUCUCCCAGACCAUGUGCCUUUCCCAGACCAUGUGCCUUUCCCAGACCAUGUGCCUUUCCCAGACCAUGUGCCUCUCCCAGACCAUGUGCCUCUCCCAGACCAUGUGCCUUCUCCCGGACCAUGUGCCUUUCCCAGACCAUGUGACUCUCCCGGACCAUGUGCCUUUCCCAGACCAUGUGCCUUUCCCAGACCAUGUGACUCUCCCGGACCAUGUGCCUUUCCCAGACCAUGUGCCUUUCCCAGACCAUGUGCCUUUCCCAGACCAUGUGCCUUUCCCGGACCAUGUGCCUUUCCCAGACCAUGUGCCUUUCCCAGACCAUGUGCCUUUCCCAGACCAUGUGACUCUCCCGGACCAUGUGCCUUUCCCAGACCAUGUGCCUUUCCCAGACCAUGUGCCUUUCCCAGACCAUGUGCCUCUCCCAGACCAUGUGCCUCUCCCGGACCAUGUGCCUUUCCCAGACCAUGUGGCUUUCCCAGACCAUGUGGCUUUCCCGGACCAUGUGGCUUUCCCAGACCAUGUGCCUCUCCCAGACCAUGUGCCUUCCCAGACCAUGUGCCUUCCCAGGUCAGAGACAUGCAGUGGUGACUCCUCUGGCCUUGGAAAUCUGAGGUGUACAAAGAAUACACAGUAA